Messenger RNA from Telopea speciosissima, 3806 nucleotides. Its product is annotated as NADH-ubiquinone oxidoreductase chain 2-like. The coding region runs from base 2652 to 3410 and encodes 252 amino acids. The transcript is spliced from 2 exons. The record is from RefSeq and is a predicted model, not a curated record. Lineage: Eukaryota; Viridiplantae; Streptophyta; Magnoliopsida; Proteales; Proteaceae.
GUCUACUGGAGCUACCCACUUCGAUCAAUUAGCCAAGAUUUUGACCGGAUACGAAAUCACUGGUGCUCGAUCUAGUGGUAUUUUUAUGGGGAUUCUAUCUAUCGCUGUAGGAUUCCUAUUCAAGAUCACUGCAGUUCCUUUUCGGGCGGCUGUAGGACGGACGGCCGCCUAUAGGUGGUAGGGUAGGGUGGGUGGUACCGCUCAGAUUGCGGCCAAUCUUCCUAACCGCGCGCGGGCCGGGCUUAGAGCGCGUGAAACUCAUCACUACCUCGUAAGGGCGUUGAGACCAUAGCAUGUUACACGAAAGCGCCGCUUUCUCUGGAGUGUUGUCACACAGCUGCCCGCCUAGAAGAGCCACUCGCUCUGUAGUGUUGUCACACAAGAUAAGCACGCCGCCCGCCUGCUGGCCGGGCGAAUCGAAGUUAUCUUCCGGUCAACUGUCCACCCAGUCAAGUGCAAAAAACACAGUGGAAUCACGCAACGCACGCUGCUGGUGUGCUUCCUGCCCACGAGGAAAGAAAGAAGAGCGACAAGGUUCAGUUCAGAUUUGACUGUUUGCAGCAUGGGAGCUGAUUACCCAAAAAAUCCCUGGGAACAAAAAAAAAAAAAAAGAUAUCUCGGUAACGAAAACUAUAGGGGGCUGUAUUGGCGAGAUCCAACGGUGAACAGCUGCCCAAAAGAAAAACCGCCUGGAAGUCCGAGGACCUUUAGUACCGUACCCCCGAACCAGCAGCCUUCGCGCCAAGCAAGACCGCCCUUGUCCCUUUCCUUUCUCCAUUCAGCCUCCUUCUUUGCUUUGUUCCAAUAGAGUCUAAGGCAAAGCUAAAGUGGUUCGUAUGCCUACUUUACCUACUUGACGAAAGGGAACGAACAACGUUUCGUUUCCGGGUUUAUGGAUUGGAUUCAGUCAGCGUCACGACAUAAUCAAAAGGAAGGAGUGACGCUUUGGUUACCGGCGAACGCUUCCAAAGGCGACCCUCUCGAGUUUCCGGCUGUUUCCGUCAUUGAAGUAGCCUUUCGUCGCCCUACCCCCCUAUAAGUAAGUUGAAGUCACUAUCAGCCCUACUGAAGUACCAAAGGUGCGCUCCGCCCGGUGACUAAGAAAUUGGUUUGCGACUGAAGGAAGUAGGGCUCCUAUUGACUAAAGGUUGGUUCUUCGGUUUCCUUUAGAAUGAAAGUAGCUAUGAAGCCCCUACUACUUUGUUUGAUUCAAAAGGCGAACAGCCCCCCCAACUAGUCGUAUGGGGUGGGGUGCUUGUGGUAAGCUGCCUUGGAUAUGAGGAAUUCCUAAAUCAAAAAGGCAAAGUCCGGUAUUUGACGAAGAUCUUUCGAUCAAUAGAUAGGAAUGAGUGUUCGAUAUAGGGUAUCAAUAGAUAGCUGCUCUUUCUCUCUCAUUUUUUUUUAGAGAGAGCAGAUAUAACGAUAACGAUAAAAAAUAAAUUCGGGAGAUGAUAAAGGAUACAUAGACAUCUAAAGGGAUUUCUAUUCUAUUCCUCUGUAUUUUAUAGAAAAAAAAAAAAAAGAUAUCUCGUUCAUCUAUCUCUUGUCUAUCUAUCCAUUGAUUCUAUCUAUGAAUCAAGUCAAAAGAGUUCGUUUUUGGGUUCCCCGAAGCCCCGAAUAGAUUGGAUCGUUUCUGCCAACGAAAUGAACGCGGAGCCCGUUCCGAAUGCUUCUCCGAUCCGGAAGUUAUCGCGAAGAGAAUCAAAUAAGAUGCCUCCCUCUGUCUUUUCCCGCUUUGCUAAUCUUCCCCUCUAACGCGGGCCGGGCGGCGGCGGGCGCGGAGGAAGAAACCUAAGAGAAGACGCUCUUAUCUUAGGUCCUUUUUUUCAGUGCAACACAGGAAAGCGCCCUCUUUUUGUCAUCCCUGCAGCUUUCCAGAGGCUUUUUUGGUAUUGAACGCAUGGCGUAGCUAGGACCCUUCAAAUCAUGUUUGAGCCUAUGUGAAAACCAAACCCACCCCAUAGCGAAAGAAUGCCCGCCAAGUUCAGAUAAGGGAAUGCUUCCCCCAACCACUAAAGGAAAGGCUCGACGAAGGGCCCUUGAUCCGGGAAAACGCUUUCGGAGAUCGAGAUUGGAUUUGUUUUUCAUCGAAAACGAAGAAGGCCGAGGAUGGCCUACGGUGCGUGUUAUCUGAAGGGAACACGCUUUUUCGACCGCGGUGGUAUGAUUGCCGGGCCCUCUCCUCGUUCCGCCCGCUGGCCUAUUGGGAUAGCAGCCUUCGGGCUUUGCCUGCCCUUUCUAAUAAAGAAUUCCGGCUCGGCCCGGGAAAGCGCUGGCAACAACAGAAAGGAAGGGGUCCAUGUAGCUGCUGCGCCCGCCCACUGAGCAGCAGGUUCGGCAUCUACUACAAAAGAGAGAAUCCACUUCAGAUAACCACGCCUCUGCUAGGCAGCGUGUGGAAUGGCCGAGAGCGGACCUUUUUGGAUAUAUAAUCCAAGUCGAGAGUGGAGUUACGGGAACAGCCGUCUGAUGGAAAACAACUUUCACGUUCGGUUCAGAGAGCACUUUUUUCGUUGAGAAUUCCUCGUUCCCUUUCGUGUGAAUUCCCCAGCGGCGAAUUAACAACUUGUGGGGCCCUAUCUAUUCCAUCUCUCGAGCCCCGAAGAAAACCCCCCUCCCCUUCGGACUCCAUAUCUCUUUUGACUCUAUAUAUGCGGGCACCUGAUAUCUAUGAGGGUUCACCCACCCCGGUUACAGCAUUCCUUUCUAUUGCGCCUAAAAUAUCUAUUUCUGCAAAUAUGUCACGUGUUUCUAUUUAUGGUUCCUAUGGAGCUACAUUGCAACAAAUCUUCUUUUUCUGCAGCAUUGCUUCUAUGAUCUUAGGAGCACUGGCCGCCAUGGCCCAAACGAAAGUCAAAAGACCUCUAGCUCAUAGUUCGAUUGGACAUGUAGGUUAUAUUCGUACUGGUUUAUCAUGUGGAACCCUAGAAGGAAUUCAAUCACUACUAAUUGGUAUCUUUAUUUAUGCAUCAAUGACGAUAGAUGCAUUCGCCAUAGUUCCAGCAUUACGGCAAACCCGUGUCAAAUAUAUAGCGGAUUUGGGCGCUCUAGCCAAAACGAAUCCUAUUUCGGCUAUUACCUUCUCCAUUACUAUGUUCUCAUACGCAGGAAUACCCCCGUUAGCCGGCUUUCGUAGCAAAUUCUAUUUGUUCUUCGCCGCUUUGGGUUGUGGGGCUUACUUCCUAGCCCCAGUGGGAGUAGUGACUAGCGUUAUAGGUCGUUUUUAUUAUAUACGCUUAGCGAAAAGAAUGUUUUUUGAUACACCUAGGACAUGGAUUCUAUAUGAACCAAUGGAUCGUGACAAGUCGUUACUACUAGCAAUGACUUCCUCUUUCAUUACUUCAUCCUUUCCAUAUCCCUCUCCCUUGUUCUCAGUGACUCAUCAAAUGGCACUCAGUUCAUAUCUUUAAGUUCGAUCAUUGACAAGGUUCAAAGAAAGGGUGGGCUAAGGAUCCCGCUUUGAAACUGGUUUCAAAUUUGCCAGGAAGGCAGGAGCACAAAAGUGUCAAGUAGUUCAACCAGAGCAGUGAAGAUUGCUAGCGGAUGGGAUUGAGAGAGACAGCGAGAGGUAGCGAAUGAAGGAAGACAGACAACGGACAAGGCAGCGGAGGAAGAUCAGUGCGAGGUAGAGCGGAUGAGAGUGAAGCAACGAAGGAAGGCAGGCAGCGAGAGGUAGCACAGCGUAAGGGAGAGAGGGAGGUUUGCUUGGGAUGGACAGUCACUGAUACAGGUUCUAUUCCACUUCUCUAAAAACUGUUAUUCUUAUAGUAAAUAUCAUUCUCCUCUCUAUCAUACUGUCUACAGUA